Messenger RNA from Nematolebias whitei (Rio pearlfish), 1769 nucleotides. RefSeq names its product ATP-sensitive inward rectifier potassium channel 10. Gene Ontology annotation, biological process: potassium ion import across plasma membrane; regulation of monoatomic ion transmembrane transport. The record is from RefSeq and is a predicted model, not a curated record. Bases 437 to 1684 code for a protein of 415 amino acids. Lineage: Eukaryota; Metazoa; Chordata; Actinopteri; Cyprinodontiformes; Rivulidae. Gene Ontology annotation, cellular component: plasma membrane. The transcript is spliced from 6 exons. Gene Ontology annotation, molecular function: inward rectifier potassium channel activity.
AAACACACACGCAACAGGUCGGUUCACGCUCUUCAAUGCAACGUCUUCAAAUGAAGCUGACUGUGAACGGGGAUCGGUUUUAGCAUCGUUUCACAGAUUAAAGUGGGACACGACAGGGAUGCAGGAGCGAGGGAGAGAGGGACACCGAGGGAAAGUAGAAAACCGAGAGAGGGAGGCCUUUUAUAAAAAGCCAAGUCCUGGCACUUUGUGAAGUAAUUGCAGGCGGCGUGAUCGCGGGCUUUGGGUCCGAAACGGGAUCCUGAUGAGCCAAUGAGUGCCCCCAUAAUUCCCCUCAAUGGUGUACAGUAUCAAGGGGCGCAAGCUGCUGCAGAAUUACAGUCCUGUGAGCAUGACAACAAAAGAAGACAUGGAGAGCAAAGACUGAGGCUCCUGAAUCCUCUCUGCAGCGUCAAUUACAUCAGUCUGCUCUGAAAAGAUGACCUCUGCCACUCCGCCCUGCUCUCGCAGCUCUUCCCCUCACAAAGUUUGCCACUCCCAGACUCAGACAGAUGUUUUAAAACCAUUACUGGGCGGUGGAACAUCUGCUGGGGCUCUGAGGAAAAGGAGGCGCAUCCUCUCCAAAGAUGGCCGCAGCAACGUUCGCAUCGAGCACAUCAGUGGGAGGGGCACCCUCUACAUGCGUGACCUUUGGACAACCUUUCUGGAAAUACCGUGGCGCUACAAGUUCUUCCUGUUCACAGCAACGUUCGCAGGAACCUGGUUCCUCUUUGGGGUGGUGUGGUACCUGGUUGCUCUGGUUCACGGAGACCUACUGGAGUUCGACCCUCCAUCCAACCACACGCCGUGUGUGAUGCAGGUGCAGACCCUCACAGCGGCCUUCCUCUUCUCUCUGGAGUCCCAGACAACCAUUGGUUAUGGUUUCCGCUGCAUCACUGAGGAAUGCCCAGCUGCCAUAAUCCUCCUCAUCCUCCAGCUGGUCAUCACCAUGCUCAUGGAAAUCUUCAUCACUGGGACCUUUCUGGCCAAGGUUGCGCGGCCAAAGAAACGAAGCGAGACGGUGAGGUUCAGUCAGCACGCUGUUGUUUCCACCUACGAGGGUCAACCCUGCCUGAUGAUCUGUGUGGCCAACAUGCGCAAGAGUCUUCUGCUUGGGUGCCAGGUGACAGGAAAACUACUUCAAACCUCUAUGACGAAGGAAGGAGAAACCGUUCGUCUGGAUCAGAGAAACGUGCCCUUUCAAGUGGACACCUCCAGCGACAGCCCCUUCCUCAUCCUGCCCCUCACUUUUUACCACAUCAUCGAUGACAACAGCCCACUGAGAGCUUGGGCAGCCAAGGGUGGUGGAUGGACAGACCCAGAACUGGCUGAUUUCGAGCUGCUGGUGAUCCUGAGCGCCACAGUGGAGCCGACCUCCGCCACCUGCCAGGUCCGAACCUCCUACCUGCCGGACGAGAUCCUCUGGGGUUACGAGUUUCCUCCCGUCGUUUCUCUCUCCCAGUCGGGCAAAUAUGUAGCAGACUUUGCCUUCUUUGACAAAGUGGCCAAGACCAAGACCACCCCCAUCUUUAAACCAUCCAGCCCCCUGCACGGGUACCAGAGCAAUGGAGGCGGGCCUGUGUCCGAGGCGCUGGACCCAGAGAAGAUUCGUCUGGAGCAGAGUUACAGGGAGGACCGCGGCCGAGUUAGAGAAGGUCCGAUCAGCGUUCGCAUCAGCAACGUGUGAUCAAACGGGAGCGAAAACAGAAAACGUCGCGGGGGACUGUAAAUCUGCAGAAGAUCAGAGAAACAUCACAAGCAGACUUUAAACC